AAACACAAGCCAUAGUGAUAUAUAGUUUGAUAGAGACACCUAAACCACAACACUUCUCUCUUGUCCCUCACAGAUUCUUCAUUCAUUCAUUCAUUCUCCAAACACUUUUAUCUUUCUCUUUUCUUCUCCCUUUCUUACUCUACCUUUUCAUGGCCCUUUUCCUCUAUUUCCUGCUUCUCUUGGCCCUCACUGGCCAUUCAAAUGCUCUGUACUGUUUAUGCAAAGAUGGUGUAGGUGAUCAAGCACUUCAGAAAGCAAUAGAUUAUGCUUGUGGGAAUGGAGCUGAUUGUAGUGCUAUUCUCCAAAAUGGAGCUUGUUACCAACCAAACACUGUGAAAGAUCACUGUAACUAUGCUGUUAAUAGCUAUUACCAAAGGAAAGGUAAUGCUCAAGAUAGCUGUGAUUUUUCUGGUGCUGCUUCCACUAGUCAAAAUCCACCUUCUACAUCUUCUGGUUGUGUUUACCCCUCAAGUCCUAGCAAUGCUGGAUCAGGCUCUACAACACCCUCAACCGGUACACCAGGAACAUCACCUUCCACUACACCAUCAACAGGCACCGGCACCGGCAACGGCACCGGCACUGGCACCGGUUUUGGAACAGGGAGUCCUACUGGUGUGUUUGGAAUAAGUCCAUCAUCUUCAACUGGUGUCAAUGAUGGGAGUGGAGCUGCUUUGAGUCCUUUACAAGGCACCAAAACCAUGUUUCUAAUGUCCCUUUUUCUUACCUUAUUGUUAGUCUUGAGGGUCUAGAUUAAACUUGUUUUGCAUAUGUAUGGACCAGAUUUUGCAACCAUAGUCAUCAAUUCAAGCAAUACCCAUUUUUUUUCUUUUUUGGAAUAAAAAAGGGUAGGGGAAUUUGGCUUCAUUAUCAUCACUUUAUAUUUGAUUGAUUUUGACUACAUAUUAGUGUAGAAACAAACCUAGUCAGUUUUCUUAGCUUUGUUCCAUUUGUAUAUCUAUGACUAUGAGAGGCACUAUUUCUUAAUUUAAUGGAACCUCCUAGCCCAUAUAUAAAUUAUUUUUUUAAUCUA
Arachis duranensis is the source of this 1030-nucleotide messenger RNA. RefSeq names its product PLASMODESMATA CALLOSE-BINDING PROTEIN 4. The record is from RefSeq and is a predicted model, not a curated record. The coding region runs from base 150 to 749 and encodes 199 amino acids. The transcript has 4 exons. Lineage: Eukaryota; Viridiplantae; Streptophyta; Magnoliopsida; Fabales; Fabaceae.